AAACCUUCCAUUUUCCUCUUGCACGCCCGCACUAACAUUUACCGUUACGUUACUAUUCAUCAUCCUCUCUUCUCUCCUUUGUUUCCUUCAGUCUUUCUUUCUCCUUCACCGUUCUUCUCUUCAAUAGGUGAAAAUCAGGGCUCCCAGAUUUCCUAUUGUAAGAGAUCAAAAGAGGAAGACAAGUGACUCAUCAUCGAGCGUACCUAACUUUGACAGUGACCAAUUUCGCUCUAAGAAGUGUGAAGAGUAUUAUGUGACUACGCGUAAACGAGGAAUGCUUCUGAGGGUGAAGCCAAAUUGGAGGCGUCUUAGGGCUCAAAACCAAAAGCCUGAUACAGAUAUGCAAAAUUGGGAUUCUAUUCCCCAUGAAAUGGAAGUCUUGUGUCGCAAGUGUCAGGUUGGUAUGGAGAAUGACCAGAGAAUAGAAGAUCUUUUGAGAAAUUUGUGGCAAGCGCUCAACCUCAAUGUCAUACCGAUGAGAAAAAGGACAGCGGAGGAAGUUGAUGAGUUUGUUGACUGGAGACCAUUUGAAGGGGAAUAUGAAAGUGAAGGGAGUCAAGAAGAUGAUGAUUCAGAAGAGGAAGAUCAAAGUGAAGAAUACGAGACGAAAAAGGCUCAUAUUUUCCAUAACCGAGAAGCCCUGCUAAGAUUUGGACAAGUGUAUACAGAGAGUAGACAGAGAUUGAAAGACAUCUCAAGACAGAUGUAUGAAGGCCUUCGCCGCAACGACCCGCCCAUAACUGACAUGAAAGAUGAGGAAAUUGCUUGGAUGGUGAACUGGAUGGAGACCUUCUCCAAAACAUUCUUCAAUACCUAAACAAAGGGAAACGAGAAGAUUAGAGUAAGACUACUGAGACUGAGAAAGUGGUUUAUGAUAUGGGUGACUUGGAUUAGAAUCCACAUUUUGUUUUUUGGCUUUUUAACUCUUUUGUUUGAUUAUGCUUAUUAUUUUUUUUUUGUGUGAAUGUUGAUUAGGAUCUAAUGUAGCAUUGCUUAUCAUCUUAACUCCCUUUUAAUCAAAAUAAACCUUAUGAAAUCAAUUCAUUCUAAAUCAAUUUAAUCAAAGAC
Molecule: messenger RNA, 1068 nt
Organism: Vicia villosa (hairy vetch)
Lineage: Eukaryota; Viridiplantae; Streptophyta; Magnoliopsida; Fabales; Fabaceae
Exons: 2
Coding region: 275-817 (180 amino acids)
Source: RefSeq, a predicted model, not a curated record